CGGGAGGAGGGAUUCUGGCCGAAGCAAACAAGGUAGCCAGCAGCGCUCAGAGAGGCUGGGUUAAACUUUCCUAGAGGGCAGGCGGAGAGAAAAGCCUGUUUUCGGGCACCUGAUGAGCAUCGUCUCUUAACAGGAGCGGACCUUCACGCGCUGUUUUAUGGGAAUUUCGUUUAAGCUGAAUCAAAACGGAAGUCUGACCAAAAUUUAAAGGGAUACCAACAGGACGGCCGGGCUUUUAGAAAUGGCUUUGUCUCCCCGAAGCAGGUGUUUGAUUUUGCUGUGUUUGACAGCUGUUCACUGCGGCCACGCAGCUCUCCAGUCCUGCAUGGACAAGCACCAGGUGGUGGGGGUGCUGCGUCAGAUGGAGAAGUUCUUGAAAGGCCAGGAGAUCCGCUUUACAGAGGCUCUCCGGAUCAUGAAGUCAAAGCUGGCGUCGCUUCAGAACUCCGUCUCCAAGUUACCUCAAGCGGACCAGUCAGCUGCGCCGACCACCUGCCCCUCCCUGCAACCCCCCGCUCACGGAACAAAGUUUGGCUCCAAGCAUUUCGUUGGACACGAAGUCCAUUUCACCUGUUCGCAGGGCUACCAGCUUGUUGGUUCUUCCACCCGGGUUUGUCGGGACAACGGCACCUGGUCUGGUGUCGGCGCUGUUUGCAAAGAUAUUAGCGAGUGUGCGAGUAAUCCCUGCCAAAACGGAGGUACGUGUGUGGAAGGUAUCAACCAGUACAAAUGCACCUGCCCCCAAGACUGGAGCGGCUCUCACUGCCAGCACCAAACCCAGACGGCGCCGCCCGAGUGGAGCGUAAUGAACGACCCCGCGUUCAGUCGGAGGCCUCGGUGCGCCCAGGUCAACCAAGCCCAGCACUGCAGCUGCGACGCAGGCUUUCACAUGAGUGGCACGUCUGACAACAGUAUCUGUCAGGACGUUAACGAAUGCGAAGUGUACCGGCACGACCAGGGAGGGAAACUGUGUGUCCACGAGUGCGUGAACGUCCCCGGCUCAUACCACUGCUCCUGUCCCAGCGGGUACAAGCUUCUUCCAGACGGGCGGAGCUGCGAAGAUGUGGACGAGUGUUUGAGCCAGAAGCAUAACUGUAGCAGAGGGACAUGCAUCAACACUGGGGGAGGCUUUCGGUGUGCCAACCCCGAGUGUCCCCGAGCCCACGGCAACACCAGCUACGUCAAGACGUCUCCUUUUCAGUGUGAGAGAAACCCCUGCCCCAUGGGCAGCCGCUCCUGCCACCUGGCUCCUAAGACCGUGUCCUUCCACUACCUGUCCCUGCCCUCCAACCUGCAGACUCCCGCCACGCUCUUCCGCAUGGCGACCGCAGCCGCCCCGGGCCGCACCGGACCGGACAGCCUGCGCUUCGGCAUAGCGGGGGGAAACUCCCGAGGCAUCUUCGUCAUGCAGCGCUCCGACAGACAGACCGGCGAGCUGAUACUGGUGCAGCAGCUUCGCGGGCCUCAGGAGGUCAGCGUCGACGUGGAGAUGUCGGAGUACGCCGAGCGCAGCUUUCAGGCCAAGCACGUGGCGAGGGUCCAGGUUCUGGUUUCGUCUUACAACUUCUGAGGGCCAACCUGCAGGAGACAACGAGCUCGGACUGAAACCUUUUGUAGGAACCAAGAAGAGUGCACAAUGGCUAGCAAUUAGGCUUUCCAGUACGGUCCGAGAACGAUGGCAGGGUGUUGUACAGUGAUGAGAAAAAGCAUAAAUUAAAUGUUAACUUAAAUGUUUCAUGUCAGACAAAGAUAAUUGGAGUCAAUUAAUAAUUUAGUUUUCAAAAGAGGAUCUAAGGCAGGGGUCUUUAAUGCUGGUCCUCAGGACCCACCGUCCUGCAUGUUUAAAUGUUUCCCUGCCUCCAGACACCUGAAAUAAAUAACGAGGGGAUUAACAGGCCUCUGCCUCCCUUGGUGGCUGCUGAGGAGGUGAUAAAAUCAUUUGAUUCAGGAGUGGUGGAGCAGAAACCUAUCAGACAGCGGGUCCUGAGGACCAGGGUUGAAGACCCCCGGUUUAAGGGAAAUGAGCUCUGCACACCUGUGUGGCUCUAUGCGAAAGUGUAACUGCCCCUUUUGUAAAAUCAUGAAUCAACUGUAAUUAACUAAAGUUUUUAGACAGCCAGGUUACAUUUGACGCUCCCAUCCCAGGUCUGAUAACGGCUGAAAAAAAAGACAUCCCUUAAAAAGGACUUGUCCGACAACACGAGGUAGGCCAAAAUGAAGUAAGCUGAAAGUCAACUCACUUACGUUCCAAUCUGCAACAAAAUACUUUUUCACAGCACAGUAUAGAAAAUCUUAGUGCUUGUGUGGCUCUAAUUUAUUGGAAAUAUUCUUGAUGGAUUUUGAAGUGUAACAUAUUAUGUGCAAAUCCUAUCAUAUACUGUAUAUUUGUGAUUCUGUUUUCUUCUUGUAAAAGCUUGCAUUCAUGUUUUUUCCAACAGC
Messenger RNA from Fundulus heteroclitus (mummichog), 2439 nucleotides. Its product is annotated as fibulin-7. Bases 242 to 1570 code for a protein of 442 amino acids. The transcript is spliced from 8 exons. The record is from RefSeq and is a predicted model, not a curated record. Gene Ontology annotation, molecular function: calcium ion binding. NCBI's taxonomy places the organism in Eukaryota, Metazoa, Chordata, Actinopteri, Cyprinodontiformes, Fundulidae.